Rattus norvegicus (Norway rat) is the source of this 595-nucleotide messenger RNA. Its product is annotated as disks large homolog 5-like. NCBI's taxonomy places the organism in Eukaryota, Metazoa, Chordata, Mammalia, Rodentia, Muridae. The record is from RefSeq and is a predicted model, not a curated record.
UAUAUCCACAGACAUGUUUGCCCGUCUUCUCAGGCGCUUUGGGAGAGUUGAUGUUGAUAGAGAAGAGUCUAGAGUGAAGCAAACGAAACCUAAAGCGGCCUGCAGACAGACGUCAUCCCCUGAAAAUGUCCUAAACAAGGUGCAGGCCAACGAGGAAGAGGAGAGGCUGAAUAGAGAACUGGAGCUAACUACCAAGGAGAGAAAUGAGCUGACAGAUCGCCUCCUUUAUGUGACAGGUGGAUCCAUGAGCAAGAGCCCCUACUUCAGGCCAAAUCCAUUUUAUGAAAACUUGAAGAUAAAGGAGAAAGAGGUCAUGUCAUUACUGCACAACUUAGACACAAAGAACAUUGAACAUCGUGAGAAAUUUCAGGAGCUCAAGAAGGAGAUUAACUUCUAUCGCAACCUGCACAGCCGGCUCCUGAUGGACCAGGCAUGUAUGAAGAAGAAGUUGGUCACAUUGAAGCAGGAGAGCAAGGAGUUAGAGCGAUAUUUGUUUGAGUUGAACCCGAAUGCUGAAGACGAACAGGAGAAGACCAGCAACCUCCAGACCCAGCAAAAUUUGGUAGGAACAAGCAGCUGAGUCAGAUUAACAAUG